AUGCAGAUUACGGGAGAUAUCCGCAUUCUUUCACUUCUACCGGGAUUGUUCAAUGAUCCCAUUCGAUGCGGAUUGACUGUGGAACCAAUCGAACAGGAUCUUCAAUACGACGCUCUGUCAUAUAUGUGGGGGGAUCCAUCGGUCACCCAACCCAUCACCGUCGACAACAACGAGUCGUUCCCAGCAACUGCAUCACUUCACGAGGCCCUGCGUCAUCUGCGAUUGCCAGACCAAGUACGACAUUUAUGGGUUGAUGCGGUAUGCAUCAACCAAAGCGAUACCAAGGAACGCAGUCACCAGGUUGCCUUGAUGAAAGACAUCUACUCUAAGGCCGGAACUGUCAGAGUGUGGAUCGAUGUCCACCUGUCUCCACAUAAUGAUGCUGUCCGAAAGCUACUUUCGUUUUCCUCUCGCUCAACUUUGGACGAUCUCGGAGACGAUCCGGUCUUCUGGGAGCCUCUUAUCCCAUUAUUCCAGAGUCCGUACUGGGACAGACUCUGGAUACAGCAAGAGCUCGUUUUCGCAAGCAAACUGGAAUUUCACUGUCAUGGAGUUAAUAUUCCCGGUGAUAGCCUGAUGGCAUUCCAACACUUAGUCUUUCAAAAAUCGUCUCCCUCCCAGGGGCCUUUCGAUCCCGUCCAUGACUGGGGGAUCUUUGGGAAGCGAGCAUCUAUCCGCAAGUUCUGUUCACGAAAUUUACUUGGCUGGAGGAAGAUGCUAGAGUGCAAGGUGCCAGUGGAUCCACACAGUCUCGUGCCAAAUUAUUCUCUACGCAAGCCACCGGCUGAGUGGCAGCUUGAUCCUAACAAAUGGGGUCCCUCGAUGAGCACAAGCCCAAUAUACUUGCUAGGAGCACUGAGACAUGUCCGAGACCUAAAGGUGACAGAUCCAAAGGAUCGAAUUCACGCUACACUGGGUCUUGUUAUCGACUAUGAUGACGACGGCGAGAUUUGGGAUUACGAGGCAGGCCUUGCAGAAAAGUACACCCGCAUAGCCUGGUUGUUAAUUUUCAAGUGUAACAGUCUCCGUUUCUUUGCUGACAUUAAGCUCACCAAGAAACCUGACCCAACAGUGAGUGGGUUGCCCUCCUGGGCCCCAAACUGGAAUUCUCCUGGGAAUGCGGAUUACUUCCACGCUUCCUUUCGCGCAGCAGGCGAUAUCCCUAUGUUUCCUUACCCGUUAGGAGAAGAGAUGGAAGAGGGGAUAAUGCAUGCACGGGGAUUUCAGUAUGAUACAGUAUACCGAACCUUGGCGACUAGAGACAACUCACGCUGUCCACUUUCUCAACUAUUCACCUUUUCAACCUCAGUCCUCAAUUCUUGCGUCGAUCUUCCCAAAUAUUUUGAUGACCUUUCCUCGGCCCUUACUGAACCUUCUCUGGCCAAGCUGCAGCUCUCUCAAGAUUACUUCAGGAAGACUGAAAAGAUAUUCUAUCUUUACAUUCUUCACCACUACGCUUUUGCCACCCCUGGGCUUCGCAUCACCGAUAUCCUUCCUUACGGAACAAAGAUCUACACUCAGUCGCAGGAGGAAUGGACUGGUUCAAUGAAGGAUUUACGAAAUUUUCAUGAUUUCCUUCCCUCCGCCUUACGCAUGCUUGAUCUCGAGAAACUAUCGGCCUCGGUUCCUCAAAGUCUCGACCAAUGCCAACGAUUCGGGCACUUCAUCACGCUGAUGAGCCAAACUCUCACUUCCGGAUGUCUCAUGUCAUCAGCUUCAUUCCAUUUGGGAAUAACUGAAGGCAAGGCAGCGGUUAAAGAAGGCGAUGAGAAGUACAUAUUGCUCACGUCUGCGCGUCCUCGCGGCGCACUGCUCACAAUGUAG
Messenger RNA from Fusarium falciforme, 1824 nucleotides. RefSeq lists its product as hypothetical. Bases 1 to 1824 code for a protein of 607 amino acids. Lineage: Eukaryota; Fungi; Ascomycota; Sordariomycetes; Hypocreales; Nectriaceae. The transcript has 2 exons. The record is from RefSeq and is a predicted model, not a curated record.